AACUCUCAAAAUGACUGGCCGGGCACGAGCAAGGGCAAGAGGCCGAGCACGUGGCCAAGAGGUGGCGACUCCUGGUGCGAAACCAGAAGCACCAGCUGAGGUCCCACCUGCUGAAAGCACACUGGUUGGUAGAGGAAGACAGAAAGCUGCUCCAGGACCUGUUACUGCAGAAGCUAUCCUUCAGGUCUCAACUGGAUUUCAACAAGUGAAACUGGGAGAAAGAGGUGGACGCCGUCGGGAUUUUCACGAUAUUGGGGUUAACACCAGGCAGGCAAUGGAGCAUGUGAAGGACUCAAAAUGUGGAACCACUGGUUCUGCCAUUCAGUUGACUGCCAACUUCUUCCGCCUCCUGUCCCGUCCCCAGUGGGUUCUGUAUCAGUACCAUGUCGACUUUAAGCCCCCAAUGGAUUCUCUUCGUCUUCGAGCUCGCCUCAUCUUCUGCCACGAAGAUACAAUUGGCAGAGUUCAUAUUCUGGAUGGAGAUAUGCUGUUUCUGCCACGCAGAUUGCACGGCAAGGAAACUGUGCUACACAGCGAAACAAGGAGUGGAGAGAAGGUUCAAGUCACAGUUACCCUGACAAAUGAACUGCCCCCUACAUCACCUGUGUGCAUUCAGUUUUACAACAUCCUUUUCAAGAGGAUCCUGAAGAAGCUCGACAUGCAGGUUAUUGGGCGCAACUACUACAACCCCCACGAUCCACUUGAGGUCCCACAGCACAAGUUGACCAUUUGGUCAGGUUUCAGUACUGCCAUCUUGGAGUUUGAGACCUCCAUCAUGCUGACUACUGAUGUGACCCACAAAGUCCUACGCAGUGAGACAGUUCUCGACAUUAUGUGCAAUCUCAGACAGCAGUUUGGAAACCAACGAUUUGCUGAAGUCUGCACAAAGGAGCUCAUUGGAGUCACAGUCCUCACCAAGUACAAUAACAGAACCUACAGGAUUGAUGACAUCGCAUGGGACCAAACACCCCUCAACACAUUCAAGAGGGGAGAUACUGACAUUAGCUUCAGCAACUAUGUCAAGAAUCAAUAUGGGUUGGAAGUCACUGAUCCAAAUCAGGUGUUGCUGGCCAGCCAGUUGAAGAGGAGAGGUCCUCCUGGCUCAGCUCCUCUUGGCCCAGCACUGCUCAUUCCCGAGUUUUGCUACCUUACAGGUUUGACUGACAAGAUGAGAGGUGACUUUACCAUCAUGAGGGACCUGAGCUCCCACACGAGGCUGAACCCAGACCAAAGAGAGACCCGCCUGAAUAGAUUUAUCACUAAUAUACACAAAAAUGCAGAUGCUCAGGCAGAAUUGGACACUUGGGGCCUCAGCUUCGACAGACAGCUCUUGAAUCUGAAUGCCAGAGUUCUACCAGGAGAGAGGAUCUUGCAGGGACAAAGAUCGUACGAGUACAACCCCUGGGCUGCCGACUGGUCGAAGGAGAUGCGUGGGGUGCCUGUGAUCAGUUCACCCCCCUUGAGUAGCUGGCUGAUAUUCUUCACUCGCCGUAAUGGUAAUGAAGCUCAGGCACUGGUGCAGAGCCUCCACAAGGUCUCAGGACCCCUCGGCAUCCGCAUACAGAGGCCUGUGAUGGUGGAGUUUGAUGACAACCAACAGUCUCUCCUUAGAUCACUGCAAAACCACGUUGGACCACAAACACAGAUGGCAGUCAUUGUCCUUCCCAGCAACAGGAAAGACAAGUACGACAGUGUGAAGAAGUACCUUUGUUUGGACUGUCCCACUCCCAGCCAGUGCGUGUUGUCACGUACUCUCGGCAAGUCCCAGGCCCUCAUGACCGUGGCCACAAAGAUUGCCCUGCAGAUGGCUUGCAAAAUGGGAGGGGAGCUGUGGAGUGUGGAAAUCCCUUUGAAGCAGCUGAUGAUUGUGGGCAUCGACUGCUACCAUGAUACUGUUGCUGGAAAAAGGUCUAUUGGCGCUUUAGUGGCCAGCCUGAACAGCACCAUGAGCAGGUGGUACUCAAAGUGUGUGCUGCAGCAGAGAGGUCAGGAAAUUAUGGAUGGUUUGAAGGUGGCCUUGACUGGUGCACUGAAGGACUACGUGAAAUUCAAUGGAUCUUCUCCCUCACGCGUCAUUGUUUACAGAGAUGGAGUGGGAGAUGGACAGCUGCAGAGUGUAGUCAGCUACGAGGUCCCUCAGAUCAUGGAAUGCAUCGCGUCCAUUGGUAAAGACUACAUGCCCAAACUGACUGUGGUGGUGGUGAAGAAGCGCAUCAGCAGCAGGUUCUUUGCCCACGUCAAUGGCAAAGUCACCAACCCUCCUCCAGGAACCAUCAUUGACACAGAGGUCACUCGUCCAGAGUGGUAUGACUUCUUCAUUGUGAGCCAGGCUGUCCGGGGUGGGAGUGUCUCUCCAACUAACUACAAUGUGAUUUAUGACACCAGCGGACUGAAGCCGGAUCACAUGCAGCGGCUCACGUACAAGCUGUGCCACAUGUACUACAACUGGCAGGGUACCAUUCGUGUGCCGGCACCCUGCCAGUACGCCCACAAGUUGGCCUUCCUGGUGGGUCAGAGCCUCCACAAAGAGCCCCACGUGUCUCUGGAUGACCUGCUCUUCUACCUGUAAAGCCUGAUUUAGGCGCACGUUU
Molecule: messenger RNA, 2591 nt
Organism: Thalassophryne amazonica
Lineage: Eukaryota; Metazoa; Chordata; Actinopteri; Batrachoidiformes; Batrachoididae
Gene: piwil1
Product: piwi-like RNA-mediated gene silencing 1
Exons: 20
Coding region: 11-2569 (852 amino acids)
Biological process (GO): regulatory ncRNA-mediated gene silencing
Cellular component (GO): P granule
Molecular function (GO): protein binding; piRNA binding
Source: RefSeq, a predicted model, not a curated record